Molecule: messenger RNA, 1336 nt
Organism: Vitis vinifera (wine grape)
Lineage: Eukaryota; Viridiplantae; Streptophyta; Magnoliopsida; Vitales; Vitaceae
Product: chaperone protein dnaJ 10
Exons: 9
Coding region: 173-1183 (336 amino acids)
Source: RefSeq, a predicted model, not a curated record
UCAACUUUAUAAGAAUUCAGACAACUCCCCACCAAAACGCGUCGUUUCGAUCAUUGUCAUCAUUCACUCAGAUCCAUCCUUGGAGAAUCACUCUUCCUCAAUUCCUUUUGCUUUUGUUUUCGUACACACUUUCUCUGUUUUCCGUGCUUCUGUUUUCGGUUUCUUCGAAGCCAUGGUGAAGGAAACUGAAUACUACGAUAUUCUGGGUGUCAGUAUCGACGCCUCUGCCUCCGAUAUAAAAAAGGCUUACUAUAUCAAGGCGAGGGUAGUUCACCCAGAUAAGAAUCCUGGAGAUCCCAGAGCAGCCCAAAACUUCCAGGUGCUUGGGGAGGCUUAUCAGGUUCUAAGUGAUCCUGAGAAGCGUGAAGCCUAUGACAAGCAUGGAAAGGCAGGAGUACAGGAAGACUCCAUGCUGGAUCCAUCAGCUGUCUUUGGCAUGGUUUUCGGGAGUGACCUCUUUGAAGACUAUGUUGGGCAACUUGCAUUGGCUUCUUUGGCAUCUGUGGAGGUUGAAGAGAACACAGAAGACCGGACCCAGCAAAUUCGAGACAAGAUGAGGGCAUUACAAAAAGAAAGGGAAGAAAAGCUCAUAACAAUUCUGAAAAAUCGCCUUGAACUAUUCAUUGAUGGUCAAACUGAUGAGUUUGUGAAUUGGGCAAAGUCAGAAGCUCGCCGUCUCUCAAAAGCUGCUUUUGGUGAGGCUAUGCUACACACUGUUGGAUAUAUAUACACAAGGAAAGCGGCAAAAGAGCUUGGGAAAGACAUAAAAUAUAUGAAGGUGCCAUUUUUAGCAGAAUGGGUAAGAAACAAAGGACACCAGAUAAAAUCGCAAGUGAUGGCAGCUUCAGGUGCCGUGUCUUUAAUUCAAAUACAGGAAGAGCUGAAAAAAUUGAACCAAGGAGAAAACAAAGAAGAGAACAUAAUGAAAGUCAUUGAUGAUAAGAAAGAUGCCAUGCUUAAUUCACUUUGGCAGAUCAAUGUCGUUGAUAUUGAGUCGACUUUAUCACAUGUCUGCCAGGCUGUUCUUAAAGACCCUAGUGUUUCAAAGGAUGUUCUGAAGCUACGGGCCAAAGCAUUAAAAAAACUAGGAACAAUUUUCCAAGGUGCCAAGGCUCUUUACAGUAGAGAAAACAGUCUGCGCCAUGAAAACGAUAAAAUCCCAGGAGCUGGGCCAUCAUCAUAGCCAUCUUGAUGUUUCUCAAAAUCCUGCUUUUUAUCAAUGUAUGUGCAUGGUGUAUUUUUAGUGGUGGAUGCUGUCCCUAUAGCUUCAGAUUUAUCUUAAACUUUGAAUGAUAUGUGUACUGGUUUGUUUAUAUUACUGAAUUUGGUUCCUUGA